UCUGACCGCCGAACGACUGUCGAUAUAUACAUGUAUCGAUCACAGAGCCAGGUGCCUCCCGCUAUCCGUGUGAAGAUUCUGCGCCAGCCUGGGUAUGCGAGUGCGCUCAAUCCUCCCAUCCUUCCAACAUUGCCUGGCUGGCCGCUGCCUUCAUCGGCCGCGAGUCGUCAAUGAGCAACAACCGGAUAUAUUGGCAGUUGAGGAGCGAGUUGUACUACAGCCGGCACUAGUGUUACGCCGCUCGGGACUUAACGAUUGUAUAAAGAUCCUUGCCUAAGGAGGAUGGUUUUAGGAAAACAUAUUGACGUCUCUUGACAAGAAAGUUUGUUUGAGUUAUAAACUUUUGUCAAGCGAUGACUACAGGCGUUGAACUCGCUACCUCUGAUGUUUCUUCAUUUGGGUGCGGUUCACGAGCGACGACGUCGACGACGACGCGAGGACGGUGCCAACCGAGGUGACACGCCUGGAUGAAAUGUUCGCUAUCUUGAUGUUACUAUCCGCGAAUCUUCUCACGGAUACUUCUGCUGAAAUUUGGAACUCAGCCUCUCAAGUGGCUGUGGUGGUGGUGUGUGACGCUACCACCUCCGCCCACUGUGCCAACAGCGUCGACCUCCUGGAAAACACCGUGGGAUUUCUUAAACAGGGCUGCGAGUACAAUAUCAACGGAUCAUUGUACAUUAAGGAUCGGUUGGUUCCACAGGAUUUACCCGAAUUGGGAGCGUACAUCACCAACACCAAAGCUUCAUUUGUGUUGGCGUUUGGUACAAGUGGAACUAUCCAAGCAGUGUCUGUAGUUGCUAAGGGUCUGGGUCUACCACUACUUGGCUAUAUCACGGCUGGCGACAAAAGAGGGGUUGCAUACUCCGAUGUUUACGUGUCACUCAAUGCCCGGAUGUCUACCGAGGGCGCCGCCAUGGCCAACGUGAUCGGCGAGUACAACAUGCCUCAGACUGUAGUGCUGAUUCAGGACUCAUUUCUCAAUGAUGGAUUCUUGACGGGGUUUGAAUCUGCUGGAAAGGGUACAGACAUUGGUUCCUUCAAAUACGAGGUGAUAUGGGAUAGCAUCAAAGAUGACCACCUCGAGAGGAUGCUCACCGAACUGUCUAUCACAGGAUGGAAGAUCAUCGUGCUGCACUGCACGCCGAAACUUAUGCAGACCGUCGUGCAUGGCGCCAUAAAAUACCGUUUUUUCGGCACUGGACAUGCGUGGUUCAUGACUGAAAAAGCCUACACGGACAGUCCAGACAUCUUGUCCACCCUCCCAGAGGGACUUCUGUCUUUCCAGAGUUAUAGCCUAACUGGGAUCUCGGGUGUCCUCCUGAACGCUCUAAAGACUAUUGCCCAUGCGUGCCUUUGUCAGCUCAGUGAGCUGCGCUCAUUUAUGGAUGCAAUCCCUCUUGUGAAUAGUUCCGAUUACUGUCCAGCUCUAGAACCUCAGCUCGCCACAAAUCAACUCUUUAUGAGAAAUCUGGCGUCACCGUACAACUGUGAAAAUGCUAGCAGCUCUCAAGUGAGGUCGCCAACUGACGUUCCCAGUCGCGAUGACGUCGCCUUCCAUCUGUACAACCUACGGGAGAACCCUAAAACAGGGAUAGUCUGGAGCAGCGUAGGUUAUAUAACUGCCAGUGGCGUCACAGAUCUCAAGACCGUUCUCUGGCCGGGAAGAACUAUCUAUGGUCCGGCUUCCCACACCGACAAAACAUACAGGGUGGUCACCCGACCCGCGAAACCUUUUGUGUUCAUUGAAGGUCCAGUCGACCACCCAUCAGAGUGUUUUGCGGAUCAGCCUUGUAUUGAAAUAUUUGAUAAUUCCCCUAGUGCAAUAGCUUCUGUGAUAGAGACCUUCUUAACCACCAAGGGAUACAACCGGACUAAUUAUCGUGUUCAUUGCUGCAAAGGCCUGGCAUUGGAGUUACUGGACAAGCUUGCAGUGGAUCUCAAUUUUGAUUACGUGAUCUAUUUUCUGAAUGACACCGAUUAUGGAACAUAUAAGAAUGGUCAGUGGUCGGGCAUGGUGUCUGAUAUAGUGAAUGGUGCUGCCGACCUCGUGGUCGGAGCAUUUAGUGUAACAUCAGAGCGUCUUUCUGCCAUGUCCUUCACUGAACCCUACUUCCAGAAUGACUUCGCAAUGGUGACGAGUGCUAAUGGUCGGUCCACGUCCAUAUGGGCAUUCCUCAGCCCCUUUUCACCAGAGGUGUGGAUCUGUAUACUUGUGAGUUCAGUGGUAGCAGGGAUAGCUACAUCAACGUUAGAGUGGUAUAGCCCCUUUGGUCUCAACCCAAGGGGUAGGAGGAGGGACAAGAACUACACCUUGGGGUCGGGGCUGUUGAUGGUGUGGGUGCUGGUAACUGGUCACACAAUCAAUGUUAAGGCGCCUAAGAGUUGGCCAGGGAAGGUGAUACAGAAUGUGUGGGCAGGCCUGGCUAUCUUCAUGAUGACCAGUUACACUGCUAAUUUGGCCGCCUAUCUUGCUGGUCAGUCUGCUGUUGUCAUGAUCCGGAGUAUAUUUGACUCCAAGUUGCUGUCGAAGAAAGUGUCGUUGAUCAAGUCGAGUGCCGUUGAAGCCUUCCUGAGUCGGAUCAACCCUGAUCUGUAUGACCAUGUGAAGACGCACUACACUCAGUCAGCAGAAGAGGCCAUUCUCAAACUCAGGAAGAAGGAAAUCGAUGUCUACCUUGACGACAGCCCGAUACUGGAAUACGCCGUCACACGUCUUGACCAACACUGUUCUGUCCGCUUUGCAGGGAAAGGAUUCGGCGCUGACGGAUAUGCCUUUGGUCUUCCUCGAUUCUCGUGGAUGCAGGUCCCGCUCACCAAUCGGAUCUUGUCUUACUCGGAAUCGGGCUAUAUCCAAGACUUGUCCCGGAAGUACCUGAGCCGGCCGAACUGUGAGGGCCUGCUUGCUAACAGCGCUGUCAAGUAUGGGCUGGAACACACCGGGGGGUUGUUCAUCAUCCUGUCGUCCACCCUGGUGCUGUCGGUGCUGCUGGUGUGUCUGGAACACUGCGCCUACCGCUACAUCGUCCCCUGGAUCCGACGUAAGCCCGCCACCAGCUGGUGGAAGACAGAAGGCCUGGCCUUCAUCAGUCAGAGGCUUCAUCGCGUCGUGCGGAGCGAGGUGCUGUACUCACAGAAACAAGCAGCCCAGGAGAUGAUGAAGAUAGUCAGAGAUAGAGACUUUACCAGACUCAUUCAGAAGCAGGAACUACAGAAACGGCGGAUGCCACGUAAGAAGGAAAAGACGCGAGCAGAAGUGUUCCAGGAGAUAACCGCAAAUAUUGUCAGUUACCACCGAGAAAUGAAAAACGUCUCUGACGCCAUCGAGGACAUUGGGGGACAGGAACCUGACAUCACUGCAGACGCCACCGUAGACGUCAGCAGAAAGGGCUCAUCCCCCGACGACACCACCAAUAAUAACGCCAUGGUGAAUCAAUCGUACGACCACGACCGACGAGGUAGCGCGGCGACGUUGCAGGUUGACGUCGAGGUAGAGGGGGAUAGGGAUGGAGAUGCUGAGAGGUUGGAGGACGAUGGGGGAGACCGUUACCCCACCCUUGUCCCUGUCUAUCCCAGCUUACCAGAAGAUUUGUCUGAGGCCACGCUGUCCCAGGAUUCCGCCGUCAACUCCGGGAGCGAGAGUUCCCCCGAGAACAGGAAGGGCGAAAUCUGGGUGAUAUCCGAUGGGUGUAUCAAUGACCCAGACUUGGUUGCACCCACUAGGAAAUUUUCCGACAUUGGUCCACUGAGACCCGACAACAGCGAGCUCCAUCGCGGAAUACGGAGAAGCAUUAGCCACGAGUACCAAACAGGGGACUACUUUCAACGCAAUCUGAAACUUAAGGACAACAGAGUCAAGUCAACGUUGCGACGUCAUGCUAUGUCAGGAUACCAGGCGCAUGUUCCCGUUGAUUAUCUUGAUGAAUGUACGAUCGAGUCGCUGUCAAAGGAGGAUCUGUUGUUGUUGUGGAAGAAGUCGGAGCUGGAGUUGCAGCGCCGAUUGCGUGAGAUUCAGACGAGGAAUAAAACCAUGUCCUUGGCUAUUGACUAUCUGAUGAAGAGCCAGCAGGAAGAAUUGGGAGAAGAAGUCUGAACAUUUGUGAUACAAAGUCUGGUCUUUUCUUACAGUACCGUUGCGUCUGCCUGAACGACGCUGUCAGGGUUGUCCCGAUACCUGAUUGGUCACUGAUUGGUCACUCCAGGUCCUUACAAACACAGAUCAGUCAAAUCGACAUCGACGCACAACACGCCCUCAUUACACGUCCAGAUCUUGUUCCUGCGUGAAUAUCAUGUGCUUGUCUGUGUGUCUGUCCGUCCCCACCUAGGGACACUGUAAUGUGACACAGUUCACAAGUGUCUGUUGGACAAACUAUGGCGUGUGUCUGAAGAGGCAUCACAGUAAGUAUGGCACCUGCACUCCGUGAAUCAUAAAAGAUUGGGUCAUGAAAUAAUAUUUGAGAGCGAAGUUUCCUCGCAUAAGGAAGCAAUGCGUGCUGGUUUGAAGCUGUUCUCGACCUGCGUCUUACGAGCAUCACUCAACACAAGAACAGUAAACAGACAUCAACCGAUCAUUUAUUAGUCAGUCGGACUUUGUGGUCAUUGUUCUGUAAUACUAUUUCUUUACUGUAGCAUUCAAAAUUAAUAAAUGGCAGAUUUACAACAAAUGAGUAAUUACAUAAGAAUGAAAAAAACAACUUCAUUUGUCUUUUAUUGAGACUUUGCAAACAGAGAAAUUGUUCCUGAUAACCACAACUUGGGUUUCAGAAGUAUUGAUUUAUGGCACUUUGACCUACAAAUGUAACUGUAAUUGAAGCCGUAACAUCAACUGUCGGGCAAAAGAAAGUAUAUUCACUUGAAAUCUAGAUUUGACCAAAAAAAAUGACAACUGUUAUCAAACUGUUACUGGGCUGAAAACUGUCGCCGAAACACUGCAAAUUUAAGGUCCAAAAUGAACUGUGAUACCCGCAUCAAAUACAUCACCAUCGACAACCAUUUAUUCUUUGUGUCAUUUGUAGCCAUUACAAACAUGGGUUUAUACUUUUUCUUUUGCCUGGCAGUUCAGUGUUGAACACGUAGAUAAUAAACAUACUGAUACAACACUACCUGAGCAUAGGUGUACAUGGUAGAUAAUUAGGACUCCACAGAGUAUGCAGUCGGAAUGUUUACUGCCAGUAUGUUUGUUCUAUCUCUGAAGGGAAUUUGGGAAUUGCAGCGGAGAGCAAAUAGUCUUUGAUGUACAUAUUAGAAGGCAUAGAAACUGGCAUGCAAUAAAUGUUUCAAUCCGUCAAUAAUUGGAAUAAUGAUGUAAACGAGAUACUGUGUGAUGUCUCGAAUAAUUUAUGCAUAUACAACGAAGGUGAUGACGAUUUAUGAGUAGUAUAUGCCCCCGUACCAUAACAUCCCUCCAUGACCCUUGGUUGAUAGCAAUAUGCAGUCAGUCAUCGUUAGUCGGCCAGGAACAACAAUAUGUUAAGUAGUUUUACGUCGUGUUGUGUCUUGGGUAACUUUGCUUUCUAAAUGUACUCAUUGAUUUAAUUUCCAUUUCUGAAAUUGUUGUUUAAUAUAUUCUGUAGCCGAGUUUCUCCGGUUUGAAGGGAAUACACUUGCACUUUUGUGUAUCUCAAUGUCAUAUCUACUUAAACAACUUUCGGAGUGUUUACAAAUUCUGUUGGAAGUGCAUCUGGCAUUUUUCUGUAUAGUGGCGUAUUUGAUUAAAGGAAUUCUAACGUCAAGAAAAAGGGUGAGAUAUUCAUCUCUCAAUACGAAACGUUAGAGGUGGUCUUAAACAUUAAUAAUAAACCGCUGUGCUCACUUGAGUAAACGAACAUCAACAUGUCAUUUCCAAACAGAUUAAUACGAAAGCUCGAGCAAUAAAGAUGAAACUUUCGUUUCCAUGCCCUUUCACAAGAUGAAAGACGCAGGCUUCGUUGGGUAUCGUAUUUGCGUGUGCGUUCAAUCUUAUAAGUUUUCAUAUGGAAUAAAAAACACUGUUCCAUUAUGAUUCCAUUUGAAAUAUUAAGUAAAAGAAUGUGAUCUCCACCACUUUGAGAAAAAUAAUUCGUGUCGAAAAAUCUUUGGAUUUUUGCCUAUAUUUAGAUUGACGGUUUACUCAUACUAAAAUAGUUAAUCCGGGAUAUGGUGUAUUUGACUGUCACUAUGAGUUCAUUGGAGGUUGAACACUUACAGUAUGACGGUCACACUUUAUAAAUAUUAGAGCUUUCGAUAUAAAAACUUAUUUCUUAUAAUGUUAAUAUUACCCUUGGGUGCCCUUAAGCUUUAUCUGAUUCAGUAUAAAUGUUCUCUUUGUACACUGGCAGCCUUACGAGCAUUAUCAAUAUCACUUAGAAAGGUAUUAUGUAUAUUCUUUUAAAAAGAUAAAUAAGCCGUUAUGCAUACGACAUUAACCCACGUUUCAUAAUUUUGCAUAACGAAAAGGUUUAAGCGAUAACUUAUUCCAUGGCUAUUUCAUUUCACAUUACAAGAGUACGCUCCGACGCGUUGUAAUACAUUGACUACAAUAUUCUCCUUCAAAAUGGCCGACGGAAUCAGCGGGACUAGAGAGGUUUCCAAAAUGUUGUCAGAGAACCUGCGGCGACUCGUCGUUGGCCAUCUUUUCUGAAUAGAGUAAUGAUUUAUAGGUCGGCUAAAUGCUGAAAUGGUUUCAUAGAUCACUGCUGAAUGCUGUUUAUGUGUCUAAGUAUUGAGUCAACAGUUUGUGGGGAGCAUUCACUCGUCGUCUUCUCUGGCAUGUAUAGCCCAAAGUGUUCUAACUGUAUAUAAAUACGCUUAUUUUAUUAGUAAAGUGUUCCUGUUACUGAGCAUAAACAAUUAUUCUGUCCCAGUGAAAAAAACCGGAUAAUUCUGAAAUAAUCCGGUAGUGUUACGUCACUUCCUGAAUAAGAAAAAUUACGAACGCUAGUGUCCUGGGGCCCGUUCUACACGUGAUCGUAGCGCGAGGACUGAUGUAAAUCUAUAUAAAAGUAGGGAGCCUUGUUCAUUACCAAGUUAACAUCAUAAAUAUUGCUGCAAGAUAAUGCUGCAUUAUCAGAUUAAUACCAUGUGAACAUAGACAUAUUUUUCACACGCUUUUAUGUCAUACGAAUGUAAACGAAGACACCUUUGCCGCCUGUAAAAUAGUCCCUGUGCUUCUUGUGUAAAGGGGCGUGUCUGCUGUGUCAUAUCCGUAGAAAUAUUUACUGACAUUGCUGUUCACCCAGAUUGGUCGUGACGUUAGGAUAUGAUAAUAUUCAACGGAACAAUCUUCUCUCCAUGUAUGCUUAUAUUUACAAAUCGUUUAAAGAUUUUGCACUAUUUCAAAGUUCGUAUUAAACAAAUCAUUUCGUGUAUAUGUUUGAAUGUAUGUGCAAUCCAAAGAGUUAGGGUAAGUUAAGAUAUGCAUAUCGUGGAAUAUCAUCAGGGCCCACUUGCACAAAGCGAUCUUAGCGCUAAGAUGAUCUUAACUCCCAUACUUUAACAUAGGCUUACAAUAGUCGUAGCGCUAAAAUCGCUUUGUGCAAGUGGGCCCUGGAGUGUUCACACCUCGUGUAUUCAGAGAGAUCUACAGAUAGUAGAGGGGUUGGUUUCUAAGGCAGCUUGAUAUGACGUAUCAGUGUUACGUAUAACUAUCAUUCAUUAUCAAGAUAUUUGUAUGAGCAUACUGUUAUAUUUUCAAGGAUAUGUAAUCGUGUAAUAUUAUCUAUUACAAUUUGAACAGAGCGCCGCUAUGUACAGAGCAUCGUAGCACAUUAUAAAAUAUGACGACCUUCACCCUUUGAAAUACGAUGAAUCGUCUUGAAUUUGUUACAUCAUUUUUUGAUGAUUUUAUAUACCUCUGAAAUGGUUUGUUUGUUGCAUUUUUUGUGACAAUUACAUUUUUUCAAUGGUUACCCUUUUGUUUGAAGAACAAUGUUUGUGUGAUUUGAAUAGAUCGAUUGGAAUUAUACCUUUCUGUACACACGUUUGUAAAUAGUCAUUAUUUAAAUAUGAAUCAUAAGCUACAUGGAACAUGCUGUACGGUCUUACAUAUCAAACAUGAUAUGUUGUUGUUGUCGUCGUUAGAGAAGUUUAACUUUUACAGCUGUUAUAUUUUAACCCUAUCCAGUUCAUAACGUUUGUUUUGGAAUCCUAGAUUCGCCCUUAUAUAAGGAGUUAUGGUUUAUCAGCACCAUGAUUCGAUUAAGGCGUUACUCACACUUUAAACUAACACGCCGUGUAAUUACUGAAAUACUGUUUAAAGCGGCGUUAAACCCUACUCACUCACUCCUAAAAAGUAACCAUAAUCACGUAUUGUUUGCAGUUUGGACUUGGCUGAACGCCCCAAUAACGAUGAAACAAUCAAAUUCAAUUAAAGGGAUGCAUGCAUAAGUUAAACACUUAACAAGGUGAACUUCAGUAGCUCACAACACC
Haliotis rufescens (red abalone) is the source of this 8403-nucleotide messenger RNA. Its product is annotated as glutamate receptor ionotropic, NMDA 3A-like. Gene Ontology annotation, molecular function: transmitter-gated monoatomic ion channel activity involved in regulation of postsynaptic membrane potential; NMDA glutamate receptor activity. Gene Ontology annotation, cellular component: plasma membrane; postsynaptic membrane. The transcript is spliced from 9 exons. The record is from RefSeq and is a predicted model, not a curated record. Lineage: Eukaryota; Metazoa; Mollusca; Gastropoda; Lepetellida; Haliotidae. Bases 473 to 4090 code for a protein of 1205 amino acids. Gene Ontology annotation, biological process: monoatomic ion transport; synaptic transmission, glutamatergic; ionotropic glutamate receptor signaling pathway.